AUGGCAUUCCGUCUUGUACCUAUUGAUAACGCAAGCGCGAGUGUCACUAGCACCAACAUAAAUCUUGAUACAGCUGAGUCUGCUCACAGCCAACAGUCAGUUCCAUACCGUUCUUCCAGUGGAGUUACUCACGAACCUACCAUUAGUGACGCACAGCGGUAUUCUAUGAGCAGAGGUGUCAGCACUGUACGCGAGCUCUGGACUGAAUGGCACGUCGGUCUGUCUAAUCGGCCAUCAAUUGAGUCGCUAGAGAAAAAAUACGGGCGAAAAUGGCGGCUAUCAUCAAAAGAAUCCAAGUUUUACUCUCGCAGACACUGUGUGAUCAAGUACGUACGCUUCUUAAUAAACCAAGGCUCCACAGUUGAGAGUGCGCUCAAUAUUGCCGAAGCUGAGAAGGGAACAAGAAGCAUUGAUGCGUUCUCCCCAAGCACUUAA
Molecule: messenger RNA, 435 nt
Organism: Phytophthora nicotianae INRA-310
Lineage: Eukaryota; Oomycota; Peronosporomycetes; Peronosporales; Peronosporaceae
Exons: 1
Coding region: 1-435 (144 amino acids)
Biological process (GO): positive regulation of ribosomal protein gene transcription by RNA polymerase II
Molecular function (GO): RNA polymerase II cis-regulatory region sequence-specific DNA binding; DNA-binding transcription factor activity, RNA polymerase II-specific
Source: RefSeq, a predicted model, not a curated record